Lampris incognitus (smalleye Pacific opah) is the source of this 7431-nucleotide messenger RNA. It is a transcript of the gene esama, whose product is annotated as endothelial cell adhesion molecule a. Lineage: Eukaryota; Metazoa; Chordata; Actinopteri; Lampriformes; Lampridae. The record is from RefSeq and is a predicted model, not a curated record. The coding region runs from base 405 to 1787 and encodes 460 amino acids. Gene Ontology annotation, cellular component: plasma membrane; adherens junction. Gene Ontology annotation, molecular function: cell-cell adhesion mediator activity. Gene Ontology annotation, biological process: homophilic cell-cell adhesion. The transcript is spliced from 7 exons.
UCUGAAGAGGACACGGGAUGACAACUUGCAUAGUUGUUGUCGCCGCGGUGGCGAUAAGGCAUUUCAAGCGCAGCCGAGCCUGAACGGAAGAGGAGUCGUGGAGGACCUUUAGUGUCGGAGGUGCUGACACUUGCACUGCGACACCGGAGACCUCCCCGCCCGGGCGACGUCCCCCACACGCCACAGAGGCUCAACUUCACGGCUGACUUUACUGCCGUCGCGACUCCCUACGGUACCGGGAGCCGGAUUCCCGACCUCCGCCUUUCCUCACCCGAGAGCGCCUCCUGCAUACCUGCCCUACCCGCCCCGGGGAUCCAGACCAGCCUCCUUCCAGGACUCCCGAGAGACGCUGCGCACAGCUGCGCGCACUUGGCGAGGACGCGGACGGUAAAGAGGACCGAGCCAUGGAGGUGUGCGCCCGGGGGAAGCCUACUCUGCUGGCGGCGGCGUGCCUCCUCUGGGGGCUGUCAGGUGUUUGGGCCCAGCUCCAGAUGCCGCAAACCAGCAUGGAGGUGAUUGCGGGUCGGAAGGUGGUGCUGCGGGCCUGGUACAGCCCCACACCCGGAAAUGACAUCAACUCCAACGUCAUCAUCUGGAACUUUGUGUCCAACAGCAGCACCAAGUUGAUCAUCACCUAUACAAAGGACUCUGUCAGCACUGGGGCCAAACAGUUCAAGGACCGUGUUGGCUUCACUGUGGCUAUGCCCUCUGCCAACCUGUCACUGUACAUCAACAACACCAAGGAGAUGGACUCUGGACGAUACAUCUGUCAGGUCAUCGUUCCCAGGGGCAGCGGCCUCACCGCUGAGCUCAGUCUCAACGUUAAAGUUCCUCCUGCAGUUCCCAAGUGCUCUCUGUCAGGGAGGCCGGUGAUGAAAGGGAAUGUGACUCUGAACUGUGCGUCCAGUGCAGGCAAACCCAUUCCUAUCUACAAAUGGAGAAGGACCAGCCCCACCUCCGAGGUCUUCUUCUCACCAAUGCUCAAUGAGAAGAUGGGCACUCUGAAACUGAACAACCUGAGCAGCAACAUGUCUGGGAAGUAUGUGUGCAUGGCCAGCAACACUGCUGGUUCAGAGAGCUGCUACAUCGACCUGAAGAUUAUCACAUCCACUAAUGCUGGGGUGAUAGCCGGGGCUACAGUGGGCUCUGUGGUAGGCUUCAUCAUCAUCAUCCUCUUCCUCAUCUUUCUUAUAAGAAGGGGGAGAGACAAUGAGGAUGACAUGGCCAACGACAUCAAGGAGGACGCCCAGGCUCCCAAACGUGUGUCGUGGGCCAAGAGUGGCAUGGGUUCAGAUAUCAUCUCCAAGAAUGGCACUCUGUCCUCCAUCACCUCCAGCCCCCACCAUAAGGACCCCUCGCACCACAACAACCACCACCUACACCAUCACCACCAUCAGCUGCAGCAAUACCCCCAACGGCCUCCUUCGGACACCGCCUCCAUCAUCACCGCAACAGGAAGCACAGCCGGCUACCGGCCGUCACGCCAGCAUGGAGCCUCCACCCCGACCCAUUACUCCUAUAACAACAGCUCCACCUUGCCUCGCGGACAGCCGAUUUCCUCCGAGGCCAGCACCAAUGGCAGCCCUCUGUCCAGAACAGAGCGCACCACCCAGCUGCCCCAGGCUCAACCACAGACCUACAACCAACCUCAGCUCCAGCUCCAGCACCAGGCCGCGCCGCACCCACCACCACUGCCCACCUCUGUGGUCACCGCCUCCAAUAUCACCCGAAUGGGAGGGGUGCCCAUCAUGGUGCCCGCUCAGAACCAGGCAGGUUCUCUGGUCUAACCCCAUCCAACACUGGCAAAACAACGCUGUCAAAACACACUUCCAAACAAUGGCGUACCCUUAUCCGCUCGGGAAGGGCCAGCACGGAGAGUUUUUUAUUUUUUUUAGCGAAUGCUUCAACAACAAUUUGGCUUGUGAUUAGGUAAAAAAGGGCAAAUUCACAUACUGACACUUGCUUUAACACACACACACACACACACAAAGCUUUUGAUACAAUCUAAACACAGUGAUAAAUGUAUGAACAGACUCAUAUAAAGACUGUAGUUACUCACUUUGAGAAUACUCAAGUCUCUUAUACCCGUAUGCACUGAAUGGAAAGUAUGUAUAGAUAUGAUUUUAAAUGCACUCAUGCAGCAUCUUCUUUUCUACUUUAUGGCUGUAUUUUAAUGAUUUAUUUUCUACUUUAGGCGUACUCUUCUUCCCCAAUAUUAUUUUCUCCUCCAUGCCCUAUUAAGCUGAUUUUAUUAACAGAAAAGCAAGAAUACAAAGCCUGGUUUAGCACCAGUGAAAGUGUUUUUUAUGCACAAGACUGAAGUAUAGAGCUCAUCAUGAAAAGAGAAAAGGCCAGCUAUAUUAUAAAGAUAUAAAGUCUUUAAUUCCAUCACUUAUUUCCUCUAUUUUUUUUAAAAAGCAAAAGUAAUUAAUUCCAUUUCGUAAGAAAAAGGGUUGCCCAACUGAAUUUUUCUGAGGGUAAAACGCUGGGUAAAAAAAAUAAAUCAGUAUAUCGCAGUAUAAAUUACUAUGAGCAAAAACCAAAAGUCAAAUGUAGAUACAGUGAAUGGCUUUAGGUCUAUGGAAAAACAAGUUAUCCAGACGCUCAAAGAGUUUUUCAUUCAUGAAAGGUUUCUGAUGAUAACCAACACAUUUCGGGUUUGAGUCCAAAUCCAGUUUUUUGUAAUUUCAAGCAACUAAAGAAGCCUAAAUUUUAAACAUGGUAUUUGUUGUGCGCUGACUGGGUGAAACAUCACCCAACACAAAACAGUUGGGCACAACAGGUCAUCUGUUUCCCAUGAAGAAAAGAAAGGACAUCAUAGCAGGAAUCAGUCAUGUGACGCAUGUUAAGUGGAUCUACUGGCAUUAAUAGACGGCACCAUGUCAUUAUUUUCUGGUCUAAAUCAGGAUUUUUUAAUUUAUGUUUUUUUUUAUUCUGAGGGUUAGGGUUAGGAUUACAUUCACAGUACAGCUCAAAGAAGUAAAUCUGUCUUGCUGUCAGUCUGCAAAUACCUUAUUACAAACAUGAAACCUUUUAUUCUCUUGUAUGACUGUACCGAAAGUAACGAAUGGAAAAACAUGUAAAAAAAAAAAGCUACAGCACAGAGACUACUGAUAAAAAACAGCAAGCGCUGGACUUGCGCUACAACAUUUUAAAUUGAGAAAAGCGUAUAACAGUCACCAGAACCAGCCUGAAAUAAAAUGCACAUACUUUUAUCUCUUAUCUUACUUUCAAGCUAUUUAUCAAUAGAAAAUGUGAAUAGGUCAUACAGGUAGACGCAGAAAAGGGGGAACUAUCCUGUGACCCAAGGACGACACCUGGAGCGGUACCUACUUGAAGUAGAUAUCAGUACAUAAAGUCAGUCUGACAUGGGGCUUAAACAGUAACUUCCUUGAGCUGUGUGUGUGUGUCCAAACGCACAAACCACAAACACACUGGUCUACGACAUGGACAAAUCUCGCCAGUAGUCUAGCUGUUGUCUAAGCCAGUGUUUCCCAACCCAGUCCUCAAGGAACCCUUAUCCUGCAGAUUUUCUUUGCAACCCUGAAUAGGUACCUGUUUGUAAUUAUUCAACCAAUCAGCAAUGAAUUAUGUCAGAUGUUGCACACCUUGCAUAAUAAGUGCUGUGAGAUGAUUGGUUGAGUAAGUACAAGCAGGGCUACCUAUGCAGGGUCACAGUGAAAAUCUGCAGGAUAGGGGUUCCUUGAGGACUGGGUUGGGAAACAUUGGUCUAAGGUAUAAGCGCCCUCCUGUUUUAUGGCCUUUUUACCUCAAAACCUAGACCCAUUUUAACCUACAGCAGAUCAUCUCAAAACGACCCAUUAUGUUGUUAUCGAUCACAACCACAACUACAAGAGUGCAGCCAGAGUGCAGAUCCUCGCCAGCCACUAGCUCCCCUUCUCUGGGGCUCGGACUUGGGUGAAAAACCAGCUGGUGAGUUAGCGCUCAACUGCUACAUACCGUGUCCCACCAACGGCUUGUUCGUGGAAACGUCCAAACAGCGGGAGAUGCUCUUCUGCUGAGGAGCCUCAAAAUCUAAAUAGCGAGAGAGAAAACACCAAAACAGUUACACACUACUUGUAACUGCAGUUGUAAUGCACUGCAUCAAAGCCAUUCUUUGGCUACAAGCUGAUAAUCGAUGCCUACCCGCCGUCUGGAACACGACUGUCGUUUGCUAUGAACGCUGUUCACGGUCGCUACGCGCAGGCAACCUUCAAAUGCCAGAUGGAAUGACUUCAAAAGUGACUUUAUAAAAAGCAAGCCAAACAAAUGCGUUCUGUCCACCAUGAUUUUUUUCCUGCGGAAAACAGAUUUUUCAAAGGUUUUGAAUCAUCACAACCCCCCCCUCCUUUUCUCCCCAAUUGUGCUUGGCCAAUUACCCCACUCUUCUGAGCUGUCCUAGUCGCUGCUCCACCCCCUCUGCCGAUCCGCGAGGGCUGCAGACUAUGCAUGUGGAGUCACCAGCUGCUUCUUUUCACCCGACAGUGAGGAGUUUCACCAGGGGGGACGUAGCGCAUGGGAGGAUCAUGCUAUCCCCCCCCGAACAGGCGCCCCAGAGCAGGCGCUAGUGCAGCGACCAGGACACAUACCCACAUCUUCCCACCCGCAGACACAGCCAAUUGUGUCUAUAGGGACGCCCGACCAAGCCGGAGGUAACACGGGGAUUCGAACUGACGAUCCCCAUGUUGGUAGGCAAUGGGAUCGACAGCCACGCCACCCGGACGCCCCCUUGAUCAUACAUUCAUAACUGUGCACAAAAAUGAGUCGCGAGAUUAGCAGCAGACAGGUACACGGCCAGAAAAAACAGUUUUCCUUCCACUACAAGACUUCUGCAUAGCACCCGAGCUGAUUGAAUGGGAAAUAUAUAAUAAAAAGCUGUUAAUGUGCAGCGCUCAAGCUCCAAAAAAUCUACCUAAAGAAUAUGCAGCAUUUCUUGUGGUGACUGCACCCUAGAGGAAGUUGUUCCUUUAUAACACACAUUUUUUUGAUUAUCAACAUUUUUUCUUAAUAACUUUUGAUCACAACCAUGAGCGGUUUUUCAUCAUACAUAACUGUGCACAAAAUAUUUUAGGCUGAUAGGUCCAGUAGUUUGCCAGGUUAGUUGUGGACAGGCGCACACACACACACAACCAAAUGCAAUAUCCCCUGGAGUUAAAUAAUCUGAGAUAUUAAAAAAAAUCAAGUAACCAUUCCUUUAGGGUGGACUCGCACUAGCCGAUCUGUACUGUGCCUGAGCACAUUUGACUCCAAAAGUCCAUUUCGUUUGACUAGUGUGAUCGCUCCAUACCAUGCUCGGGCACUGUUCAGCAUACUGUGCCCUGGCCCGCUUGAAGAGGUGGGCUCGGGCACGGCUCAGCUGGAUUCGGGCAUGGUACACAUCUAGUGUGAUCGCUAACCAUGCCUGAGCACAGAACUCGAACGCUAUGACAUCAAUAAUGCCACUGUCCCACUUAGCAAAAAUAGCAGCAUGAUUUACUGAAAAUCGCUGCGAUGCAUAAUUGAUACAACUAUAAGGCACGUGAGAGGGUCGUGUGUCACCGGGCCCAGAACUCCUCCAAACCAGCCACGGUAAACAAAAUCAACAACUCCACCGUGCUAUGCGAGAGCGCUUUUUUUCCAACACAAACAGUCACACCAUGUUAACGUAAGUGUGCUCGGGCCUGGACCGUUAAGUGCAACGUGAAAGCAGGCCAGCAGGGGAGUGGGUACAAUUGUGCUUGGGCACAAGUACAAGGCAACCGUGCCUAGUGCAAGUAUGCCCUUAGUUUAUUUUAUUUUUUGCCAUUUCCUUUCCAAUCCAAAGAAAAAAACUGCAGUAGACCAACGCAGUCAUGAAUACUGGUCACAGAAACCUGUCCUUCCAGCAGCAUUCUUGGGUAAAAGGGGUCAUUCAGGAACCCCAGAAAAGUCCAGCGUUUUUAAAAGAACCCCUUUAGGCACUGGGUUCCUCUCAGAACCCUCCAAAGUCCUUGAGAACUCACCCAAAUUAGAAAAGGUUCCUCCAGAAUCUGUGAGCUGAAGAAAAGUGCUUGCUGUGGAAACCAUGGUGGUGGUCAGAGUUUCCUGCAAGAGCUUCUAGGUUGUCGGUCGAGGGUUCUUCCAGGAACCUCACCCUAUGGAAAGGUUACUUGAAGCACCUUCAAUGUAAUUUUAAGUUCUCCGAAUACCCAACUGGAUAUUUGAGUAACGUCAUAUGUAAAGAGUUUCUUGAAGCACCUCAAAUAUAUUUCAAGUUCCUUGGGACACCCUAUUGGAUAUUCAAGGCACUUUUCGUUUUUAAAGUGUAGCCAGGACACAUCCGAGCUCUUUACAUCUGGUUAAAUACCUUGUUCUCAUAAGUACAAUCUGUGAAAAAAAAAGUAAAUAUUUAUAAAGAGGGCUCAUGCUUUAAUUUUCUCUGCUGUAUCGUAGUUACACUGGACCAUACUGAAUAUAUUGUUUUGUUUCUAUGGCUUUACAUUUGAGUUUUCUGUGGACAGGUCGUGGUAAAACGGGAACAACGUAAUGCUUCCCACUAGAUGGUGUGUACUUUCUAAAAUGAGAUCGAGGAGAAGGAUUUUUGUCACGUGUAUAAAAUGAAGGAAGUCGGUUUAGAGUCUUCUCUCUACAGGUCCGGGCCAGGCUUAAAACAGUUUAUAGGUUUAGCAUAUAGAGCUAUCAAGUGACAGCUAGCUAGCUCUGUAAGGACGUGAGAGCGAAACCCGCGUUUUGUUUAGGUGUGCUUGUUGUGUAAGCACUGAAUCACUAAGCUGAGUCGGACUUAUCCCAGAAUCAACAUGUACACUUAUUAAUAUAUUGGCCCUCAAAAGACCUUGAUGAGUCCGUGAACCUGUGUACAUUAAGACUAUUAAAAUGUAUUCAAAACAAGCCUUUAUAUUUUUAUACCGUACUGUAUGGUAAACCAAGAACAUGAACAAAUUUUAUAAAGAGUACAUGUUGUAGUGUCCAAAAUUCUGACAAAAUGAGUUGUGUCUUUAUCGGUGAGUUAUGACCCAUUAAUGAUUGUAUAACUAUACAACUUAAUGGCCAAAGUUGUGCUUAUUUAUGUAAGCCUAUGCUAAACUUUAGACAACCAUGUGCAGUGUUGUAAUUUCAAUAUUUAUGCUCACUGAGAAGGCUUUGUAUAUUUUUGAUUAAAGGAUAAGUGUUUAUGAAGUUGAUGUUUGUUUUGUUUUUCACACACGGCUGUCAAAAAACUGCCUUGCCCAAGUGUCAGCAGUACAGCAACAUGACCGCGUCGAAACAUCCAGAUUAGGAUGAAUGUCCACCAGUGCUGCUGCACAUAUGGCAAGCUGCGAGUUUUGUGGUUAUUUGUGUUUUUUUGGUUUUGUUUUGUUUUUUGGCGCCACCCAGUUGUGGAUGAACGAGCUAAAGAUCAAAUGAAAUACAUGUGAAACAAAUACAAUUUAUUAAAACGACUUUUUAAAAUAG